This is a messenger RNA of Filobasidium floriforme, 690 nucleotides long. RefSeq lists its product as uncharacterized. NCBI's taxonomy places the organism in Eukaryota, Fungi, Basidiomycota, Tremellomycetes, Filobasidiales, Filobasidiaceae. Bases 1 to 690 code for a protein of 229 amino acids. The transcript is spliced from 2 exons. The record is from RefSeq and is a predicted model, not a curated record.
AUGAGUGGGAACCGGUUUGGCAGAUAUAUCGCAACAUUCACCAUCAACGCAGAGGUCGUGAAAGACGAGACCAGGAAUGAGAAGCUUACGCAGUACAUACCUGAUGUGACGGUUCAGCAAUGGACUACUCUUGCCGAUCAACUCAAAGCCAAUAUUGCGGAAGUGAUCAAGGAAGCCAAACAGCAUCUGGACCAGCAUCAAGGAGACGAAUUCGAAAAGGAUCACUGGGGAUUUUGGAAUUUGCGACGUGCAAAAGUUGAAGAAUGGGAAGAAACGCUUCGUCAGAAGAGCCAGCAAGCUAUCGAGAAGACAUUUCCUGGUGUCAAAAGUCCACCCGUCUAUCUGACUUGCGCAGUGGUAUCAUUGCUGGACGGAGAAGAAUUCACCUACACUAUCUGGUCGCGUAAAGCCGGAGCGUCAGGGGUAUCGGUUUUGCACGAAUUGCGUUGGAAGGUUGAUAUGGAUCCUGUGGGGCCGGUGCAAGAAUCUGCAGUCGACAAGGACUCUUUGGAAGGUUCUGUGCCAGGUCAAUCCCAGUUCACUGCUGAGAUCCCCGAACAUACUGCCAACAUGAAUGAGGGAGACGCUCGGUCCGGCCUCUCUUGGUCCGAUAGCCGGGUAAAGACUGAGGUCACUCAAUCUGUUCCCUCGACGGUCAAGGUUUCCAGCGAUGAGGAAGCCUGCAAAUAA